Molecule: messenger RNA, 1476 nt
Organism: Olea europaea var. sylvestris
Lineage: Eukaryota; Viridiplantae; Streptophyta; Magnoliopsida; Lamiales; Oleaceae
Product: LOB domain-containing protein 25-like
Exons: 3
Coding region: 726-1286 (186 amino acids)
Source: RefSeq, a predicted model, not a curated record
UAUUCACUGGGCUGAAAAAUCUAAAUAAAUAAAUAAAUAUAAAAUGAAGAAAACAUGAUGAGAUUUUUCUGUUGUCUCUGAGUGCAUGAGAAUUAAAGUGGCAAAGAGCAAUAGGGUAGUAAGGCAAAAGAACUAGUGACAUAUCCCCACAUCUAUAAUAAAAAAAAUUUAGAUGCAGUGUCAUAGUCAUCUUUAUAGUGUACCUCUCAUUUAUUACCCUUGUCUUUUGCCUUCAUUCGUUCAUUCUCCGUCCACUAAAAUGUUCUUUGGCCUCCUUCUAUCCCAUUCUAUUUUACCUUUUCUCUAUUGAAUCUGCAGGCACACACUAACUUUUUCUCAUCCAAUUAGGGUUUCCCAAUUGAGAAUUUGCAGCAAUAAAUCUGUGCAGUGUGCAGUUUGAAGAAACAAAGAACAGUUUCUUGGAAGAAAUCCUACAAGGAAAAAAGUGUGAUUAGUACAAGGAAACCAACAAAAAGAAGGGGAAAACAUCUUUCUGGUUUUCAGCAUCAAUUAUUUGUCCAUAACUAAGAAAGCAUUGGUACUUGAACAGGUAUUGAUAGAAAUACUACAAGAAAUUUUACUGUAAACGAUCUUCAAAUGUUUCUCAAUGACCCUUUUCUGACAAAUUAAUUUUUUGUUGUUGAAAUGAAAUAUUUUGUAGCCGAGAGAAAGAGAGAUUUGCAUCUGGAUCUAUUGUAGUAUUCCAAUCUGACUGAGAAGGAAAAAUGGCUUCAUCCAGUUCUUACAACUGUCCCUGUGCAGCCUGCAAGUUCUUGAGGAGGAAAUGCAUGCCAGAUUGCAUUUUUGCACCAUACUUCCCACCAGAGGAGCCCCAGAAAUUUGCAAAUGUGCACAAGAUUUUUGGCGCAAGCAACGUUACCAAGCUCCUCAAUGAGCUUCUCCCUCACCAGAGGGAGGAUGCAGUGAAUUCCCUUGCCUAUGAAGCCGAAGCCCGAGUCCGGGAUCCUGUCUACGGCUGCGUUGGUGCCAUCACGUUCCUCCAAAGACAAGUCGAGCGCCUUCAAAAGGAACUCGAUGCAGCUAAUGCAGACUUAAUUCGCUUCGCGUGCAAUGAGAUUCCGACCAGUUUACCAGCCACUCAAGGAGUUAAUUCACUUCAUUCAGUGGCGGCAGCGCCCCGCCAGAGACCGGUAAGGAUUGGCAAUGAAAGUGGUGGCGGCUUUUGUCAAACACCUUCAAACUUCCACAACACAUAUCCUUUUCCAUGGAAUGAUCAUAACCCUUCUGGUAAUAUAUAUGGAGGAGGGGUAGAUGGAAAUAUUUAAGGAUAUAUCACCUAUAAAUCUAGGGCUUAUGUCCCUGCCCUAGAGGAAUGGUAUGCAUUUUUAUCUUAAUUUGUCAUGGUCACUAGCUAGCCUCACAAGCAUUCUUCUAGCUAGACUGAGUCCUAUUAUCCUCAAAAGAACAUUAUUUUGGGUGGUUUUAAUAAUUAAACAAAUAUUAAAGUCUUGUUUA